CAAGAUGGAGAAAAACGUGCUGAAGAAUGUCCAGGUUUGCACGGACACAAGUGACUGCGUUGAGCUGUCCCGCACGUCCGGCCUGUACCUCAAGCCCGAGGCGAGGGUCAGCAUCACAGUCACGCUCCCGCAGCUCAAGUCAGGGCAGUCCAUUUCGAACUGGGAGGUCAUGGAGAAGCUGCGUUCUGCCAUUCUGCCGGAAGUGUUCACGGUUAUCAAGGUGACCAAGAGUACACUCGAGUUCCUGAGAUUCGAUGCAGAAAUUGAGAACCGAAAGAAUCUCUCUCAAGUCAUCAGUAAAAUUGAUCAGAAAGGCAUCAAGCUGAGUGGGUUCUCCGACCUGUUGAAGAUCAGGGCGACGGAGGCCAAGGCCCCCUUCCCCUCACGCCACGACUGGGACAGCUACUUCAGGGACGCGAAGCACAUGAAUGAGAUGAAGCCGGGAGAGCGACCAGAUACAGUGCACUUCCAGGACCUCCCAUGCCGCUGGUUUGCACACAUCAACGAUGCCGACACCAACAAGCCCAGCGAUUACGUCCUCAGCAAAGUGAUGGCUUCCUUUGGGGAGAUCAGAGCGGUGGACAUCCCCCUCUGUGACCCGUAUCGCAAGAAAAUGUCGGCCUCAAUCAAUGGCAUCAAGACCUUCAGCUUCGGGCAGGACUUGGUGUUUGAGGCCUACGUGCAGUUCAAGGAGUACAUAGGCUUUGCCAAGUGCAUGCAUGCGUUGCAGGGCAAGAAGCUAGUCUUCCUUGAAGGGGACAAGGCAUGGAGUGCAACUGUAAAGGUGGACUUUGACAAGACCAAGCACCUAUCAGAGUACUCAAUCAAAAAGCGCUCAGCCGAACGAGAAAAGCUGCAGGCUGUAGAGCGUGAAGCUGAGGAGAAGCUGCGAAGAAAGAGAGAGAUGGAAGAGAUGAAAAUGGAAGCUGAAAGGAUGAGACAGGAGGAAGAAAGAAGGAUGAAGGAAGAACGCAAAGAGGCUAAAAAGAAGGAGAAAGAACAUCGAAGGAAGGAGAGAGAGGAAAAGAGACGGAAGAAAAGGUUGAUGAAAGUUGAAGAGAAGAUGAAGAAGCAGGAGGAGGAAGAGGAAGCAAAACUUGCCAGGAAGAUUGCCUUGGAGGAGCGCAAGCUACUAAUCGCCCAGCGCAAACUGGAGAGCAUUCGACUCCUGGAUGAGCUUUUUGAGAGGAUUAAGGUUGGUCGUCAGAAGGAGAUCGCCCAGAAGAGGGAGGAGGAGAUCUUCCGGCAUUUGGAUGAACACAACAAGAAGCAGGUGGAGGAGUUGAAGGAGAAAGAGCUGAAGGAACGCAGACAUCAGGAGAAGCUGGCAGACCAAGAGCGAAUGCUGCGUGACAAGCUUGUCCGCUCCUACAAGUCCAGAGAGGAGGACCGGAUGGAACAGCAGCGUGAGAAAGUGCGCAAGGCUGUUCAGGGAAAGGUGCAACUGCAGAGUGUCAUAUCAGCUGCAUCACUGUCCUCCAUCUCGACCGCCACCUCAGAGAGCGAUAGUGACUCUUCCUCUGAGUCUUCAGAUUCCUCAGCGUCUUCAGAAACAAAACAGGGCAAGCUGUCCACGGGUCGUCUUCGAAUGGAUCAUGUGGAUGACGAGGAGCAAUAUGAUGAGUAUGGGGCCUGGCACCAUUCGCAGGGCUCCCAGCACCACUACUACUCUUACUAUGAGGGCUAUGGUGACUCUGAGGGCCAGCCAUCUUGGGGCCAAGAUGAAGGCUUUGAACGUGGUAGGGGCCGUGGAAGAGGCAGGUGGCGGUUCCCUAGAGGCCCGUGGAGAGGCCGUGGGUUCAGGGACCGAGGCAGGGGAUUCCGGGAUAGAGGUAGGUCCUUUAGGGGUUCCUGGAGCAAGUAUGGUCAGGAGAGAGAUGGGGCCAAACCACUGGAAGUUAACAAGCCUGUAACGACCUGGUACAAGAGAGGAAGUGACAACGAGCGUGAUGACUCCAGGUCGAGGUCUCGGAGCAGGUCAAGGUCCAGGAGUUCCCGUUCACGUUCUAGGUCGAGGUCCAGGAGGUCCCGCUCCAGGUCGAGGUCGAGGUCGAGAUCCAGAAAGUCUGGUUCAAAAUCCCGUUCCAGGUCU
Messenger RNA from Penaeus indicus, 2092 nucleotides. Its product is annotated as A-kinase anchor protein 17A-like. The annotation marks the transcript as partial. Lineage: Eukaryota; Metazoa; Arthropoda; Malacostraca; Decapoda; Penaeidae. The transcript is spliced from 10 exons. The record is from RefSeq and is a predicted model, not a curated record.